Molecule: messenger RNA, 603 nt
Organism: Coccinella septempunctata (seven-spotted ladybird)
Lineage: Eukaryota; Metazoa; Arthropoda; Insecta; Coleoptera; Coccinellidae
Product: protein anon-73B1
Exons: 2
Coding region: 90-338 (82 amino acids)
Cellular component (GO): membrane
Source: RefSeq, a predicted model, not a curated record
UGUGAUGUUUUCACUCUUCACCUGUCAAAAACCAAAACAGUAGUUUCUGUUGAUAUAUUUCUCCAAAUUUUUCGGAAAAUACUUUCGAUAUGAAUGCUGCUAUUAAUUUAGGCGUGGAAGACAUGACUGCGACAGUUGUGCGCUACGGAUUAUAUUUAGGAGCUAUUUUUCAAAUAUUCUGUCUUUUGGCUUGCGUUUUCAUGCCCGAUUCUCCUGAUGAUUCCUGGCUUAAUAAGGGAGAUUCUGAUGACGAAAGCUCAGAGCAAGAGACUCCCCUGAAUAGUCCCAGAAGACCCAUUCACAGAACGCGAAAGCAGGAAAAGAAAAAAAGGCGUUGAAUGAAAACUCAAUCAAUGAAAAUGCAAUUUUUUUGAUUUUAUGAACGUUUCAUUUGUUGAGUUUGAGAUUUUUUCCUGAGAUUUCUAACAAUUAAGUAGAAAACCGUUUUGGAAAAUGCUUAUAUUUGGUUCUCUUUAUUUGAGAAUAUUAUUUGGUUAUAACAUUUCAUUAUUGUUUGAGAAGGCUGUGGUUGUAAUGAUUUGUUAUAAGUAAAGCAAUGUGGAAUUCUUAAGCAUCAAAUAAAAAUGAAACUUUGGCAACUUA